UCCAGUUCGAGACUUUGAAAGAUCUGGCCCUCUUAAUUUCUUAUGAAAGAAAAAAAAAUGGUGAUUUUUUUUCCUCCUUGUUCUUGGAAGCGUUAAUCAGAAGAUGGUAGACACGUGCGAGUGAACAGACCAAUGUUUUCUGUGAGCCAGAGAGAGUAAAAAGUACGCGAAAAAUCCAAAGAGGGAGAGGGGGAAUUCCCGGGGAGGAAAUUCCCUGGUUUGAUGAAAUGACACGGGGCCAAUGGAAUGGAAGACACGAUUCAUGGUCCGGGGAGAAAGUUCAGACCUUCAAGACUUCAACCAGACUCUCAGAAUCAGCAUAUAACUACUCUGUUUUGAAAAGCGGGAGUUUAGUAGCUUUUAAGAAAUGUAUAAUAUAUAAUGUAUCAACGUAUAGCUACAUUUCGUUUCAUAUAUUUUACAAGCAACAUUGUGCUUCCUUUGGCAUCUUAACGAUGUCUUAAUUGGAGGAAAUUGUUGCUUAACUUUUAACAGAUCUAUUUUAAUUGCUGCUUUUUUUGUGUGUGUGCGCGCGUGAGGGAGAUUGGAUUAUUUUUUUCUCUGCUUUGCUUCGAGUCCUGCCUGUACCAUGUCUCUGGAUAAUGACGGUGCGGGGAGAUUAUUGGAGAGUUUCACCCAGUUACAGGAGCUGGUGGAUAAACUGGAGAAGGAGAACCGAUCACUCAAGAGCAAGUUGAAAAGUUGCUCCACCAUUGGUACUUUCUACCACGAAGCUCGGCAGGAGCUGUGCCGCCUGAGCGAGCAAGUGGCGCAGAAGGACACCCGCCUGAAAGAACUGCAGAGCCGCCUGGCCGCCUACCAGAGCAGCGCCGCGCUCCUAGGCCGGGAGCCGCAGCCGGGCGCCGGCCCCGGCCCCUCGGCUUCCUUGCUGGACGGCCUCCUGCAGGAGAUCAGCAAGGUGAAGAAGGAGCAGGCGGACUCGGCGAGGGACUGGCAGGAGGAGAAUGAGCGGCUGAAGGAGGAACUGCGGAACGCUCAGCUGCUGCUGAGGGAGAAGGAACAGCAGGUGGAGUGGAUGGUGAGCAACCCCCCCUACCAGAAGGACGCGGAGAUCGCCAGGCUGCGCCAGGCCCUGAGGGAGAAGGAGAGGCUCCACGCCACCCGGGAGGUCUGGUGCCGCUCGUUGGCCGAGGAGACGGAGCAGCUGCAGAUGCGGCUGGCCGGCACCGCCAGCAUGUGCCAGCAGCUGGCGCGGCAGCUGGAGGAACAACGCAAGAAGAGCCAGCACGGUGCGGAGACUGGGAGGGCCCCUGCGCAGCAACUCACUGAGCUACAGCAGGGAGAUUCCCCAGAGACCAUCAUGUCCAAAGUUCAGGAAGAGAACCGCGUUCUCAAACAAAAAGUUAUUUAUGUGGAAGACCUCAACACCAAGUGGCAGAAGUAUGACAUCGGGCGGGAGGACUAUGUGAAGAGGCUCCACCUCGAGCUGAAGGACCUGAGGUCGCGGCUGGACCAGCCGGCUGGAUUCGGGGGCCCCCAAGCCAACGCGGACGUCCUACGGCAGGAGAUUGCGCGAUUGAACCGGCGGCUGGAGGAGAAGAUGGCGGAGUGUGAGCGGCUGGCGGGGUUCAGGGAUGGCCUGGAGAAGGAGCGGGCGGUCAACCGCCAGCUCCGCGAGCAGCUCCAGGACGUGCAGGCGGCAGGUGGAGCCACCAGGGAGCGGAUGCAGAUGUUGGAGCAACAGGUCCUGGUCUACAAGGACGACUUCCGGUCGGAACGCAAGGACCGAGAGAGGGCCCAGAGCAGGAUUCAGGAGCUGGAGGAGGAACUGGCUCGACUCCGGCUCCAGCUGCCACGGAAACAGGACCUCCAUGACUCUGGUGCCCGUCGCCAUGGCAACACCAGUGCCUAUCGGCUGGAGGGGGGCUUGGCAGACCCGGCGUUUGGGAACGGCACGGAUCGCGUGCUGUCGCACCGCGGCGGUAGGAGUAACGCGACCUCGCCGGAGGUUCCCGCCUCCGAGCUUGGCCAUCAAGGACUCCUGCAGUGUCCCAAGUGCAUGAGGUUAUUCAACGAUGAGGUUAGCGAAGAGUGUCUCAGGCACAUCUCAGAGUGCUGCCAGUGAUGGUGACCACACCCUCCCUUCCCACCUCUCCUACUAGACCAGGGAGGCCAGCGUUGUUCGAGAGGACUAUCCACCAGCACCCACUCCAUCACAAUGCCUCAGGGACUGUCCGUGCACCACUGUGAGGGGCAAGAAGCCUUGUUAAAACAAGAUUGUACCCAGGUACUGGAGAGGAUAACUGUGUCCAAGGUGCCUGCUGCUCAGAGAAGGGGUCCUCCAGCUUGAUGCUGAAGCAGUAUUAAUCCGUCUUUGAAAAUCACUAAAGAGUGUUACUAAGUCUCGUCUGUGGGAGCUUGCUGUGUGGAGUUGGUUCCAGCGUCAUGUCGUAAGAUUCACAUGUUGGGUGUCUGGCACUUUGGGAACCGAGGUGGCGAAGGAAACAUUAGAACCCAGAGAAAAUCUGCAGAUGCUGGAAAUCUCAGCAACACACACUGAAGGAACUCAGCAGGCCAGGCAGCAUCUAUAGGGGGGAAAAAAAUACAGUCAAUGUUUCGAGCUGAGAGCUUUCUGUUUCAGGUCAAGCUGACAGAUAUAGAUCAUAGAACAUUACAGCAAAGAAACAUGCCCUUUGGUCUUGCAAUAGGGUUGGUUGGAGUUUAGAGAUUGGAAAAUACUGUUACAUUUGUAUGGGUUACUGGUCAGAAUCUACUUUAAUAUCAGUGACAUGUGUCAUGAAAUUUGUUGUUUUGUGACAGCAGUACAGUGCAAUACUAAAUAUAUCACAAAUUACAAUAAAUAUAUACAGUAUAUAAAGAGAGGAAGUGAGCAGAACAGUGAGGUAGGGUGCAUUCAGAAAGCUUUUGGUGGAGACGAAGCAGCUGUUACAGAAAUGUCGAAUUUCCACCUUCUCCCUGAUGAUAGUAAUGAGAAGGCAGCAUGUCCUAAACCAACUAUCUAAACACUUAGCUGUCUGUAAAGAGACGAUGUCUGUUUAAGGUGAGUGGCGAGAGGUUUAGGGGCUGGUUCCAGGUACCCAGCUCUCUGUAAAAAACCUGCUCCGCAGAGCCUCUUAAAAUCUUUCCCCUCUCAACAGUACGAGAUGGUAAAAGAGAUAGAAUGGACAGCCAGUGACAUUUUCCCCCAGGGUGGAAAUAGCUUAUGCCAGCAGACAUCAGGUGGUUGGAGGAAAGUAUAGGGAGGAUGAUUGAGACAAGUUUUUUUUGUGUAACGUAGAGUGGUGUGUAUGGAAUGCAGUGGUGGCGUCUGAUACACGAGGGACAUUUAAGAUAGGUAUAAGAAAAAUGGAGCUAUGAGGGAUGGAAGGGUGAGAUUGAUUGUGGAGUUUACAUAGAUUGGCACAAUCUUGCUGGCUGUAAGAGUUGUACAGUGUACUGAUCUAUAAAUUAAUCCUCUCUGUCUACACAACCUCUCAAACACCUUGAGUGUAUCUGCCUCCACCAUCACUCCUGGAAGUGCAUUCCAGGCAUCCAAAGAUGGACCGAAGAGCCUGCUUUCACACGUUACAACUCCAUGGCUAUUCGGAGGGAGCUGUUCGAAUCAGAUAUGCCUUCGAGUGCAUGUUGUUCCCAGUGGAGUCGUCCUGUGGUACCGAUGGAAUACUAAAUCCAUCCCGGUCCUGAAGCCCAACACUCCAGCUCGGCCACGUACACACUUCACUACCAAAUUGUCUCCGGAGUGACCAAGAGGAAAAUGGUUAAGAAUCUAAACUUCAAACUUGUUUUUACCAUUAAAGAAAAAGAAAUGCAGUGUUCCAGCACUCCGCACACAAAUCAUUCGUACUCUGCUUAUUGCAGGCAGUCGUCAAUGUUGAAACAUUGGAAUCAAAUUUGGUUUGCACUGUCUGCUUUCAUUUUAUUGUUCAAUUGUGAUAUCUUCUCUUCCCCCACCCCCAAUACAUUUCUAUUAAUGUUUUAUUAUUGUUAGAAUUCCUGCUUUUCAGGAUUUUUAAAAUUUUUAACUGGUUAUUUUAUUUUAAACUUAAAUAUGAGAAUAUACAG
Molecule: messenger RNA, 4044 nt
Organism: Mobula hypostoma (lesser devil ray)
Lineage: Eukaryota; Metazoa; Chordata; Chondrichthyes; Myliobatiformes; Myliobatidae
Gene: tnip2
Product: TNFAIP3 interacting protein 2
Exons: 6
Coding region: 590-2086 (498 amino acids)
Biological process (GO): cellular response to lipopolysaccharide; methylation; toll-like receptor 3 signaling pathway
Molecular function (GO): K63-linked polyubiquitin modification-dependent protein binding; methyltransferase activity; nucleic acid binding
Source: RefSeq, a predicted model, not a curated record